CUUUGGCCAGAUCAGUUCGAGUCGGAUCGUCGCGCAGAAAAGACGCACAUUGCACGUUGUCCCGCACGUGUGUGUUUAUUUGGCCAACAAAUGGAAAACGAGAAUCAUUCUCAUGUGAAACAAGUUAUUUAAUUGGGUUCAAUCUCUCUCUGGACGUGUGAUCAGUGUAUAGCGGAGUGAAAAAGGGGCACCCGAACGGGCAGAAAAUAACAUUUGAAAGCUUGCCUCGCGAAGAGUGAAGAAAAGGCAUAUCGCAGAUACGAGCGGUGUGUAUUACGGCAAAGAGUGUGCAGCGACGAAGGGGAAAAAAUGUAACAACCUUUUGCCUUGGUGAAGCCGUGUGAAAUGAACUGAGUAAGAAGUGCAGAGAAAGGCUCAGCAAUCAAAGUGUGCGCCGCCCGAAGAAGGAGUGAAUAUUUUUCGAUAUAAUAUAAAACCGUGCGGCGGAAAUUAGAAUUGUGAUCGUCGAAACAUGCGACGUAUUUCGUGAUUGCGACCAGAAAAAAAAUAUUGCACUUUGUGUACAUCGAAAGUAGAGUAGAAAAUCAAUAUUUUAGUGAGCAGAAUAAAACAGAUCAUCGACUCUCGGAAGGAGUGCAGGAGAAGAUCGUGAAAGUUGAAACAUGUUCGGUUUAUGAUAUCCACCGGAGAAAAUUUAGUUUAAAGUAUUGUGAAGAAGCAGCAAACAAAAGUAGUGUGUAUAGUUUACAAUUGCAGCCCAAGUUCAGUCCUCGCUCCAAUAUGGAAAGCUACAGGACUUCAGCGGCGCUCGGUUUGAUGCUAUCGGCGCUAUCGGUGGUGUUGAGCUCACAGUGUAACUGGGAGUACGAGAAGGCAAGUGUUUCCUGUCGCCUGCGGACACUCGAGCGCACCGGGCUGGACUUACAAGGUGCCGAAGGUACCUCCCGGCUCGAUAUUCAGUGUAGUGAGUUGAUACUGUUCGAGAGUCAGUUGCCACAAAAUUCAUUCCUGCGUUUGGCGAGUUUAAGUGAACUGAAAAUUGAAUCGUGCAAAUUGCUAACCCUUCCCGAGGGAGCCUUUGAGGGUUUGCUGGCGCUGAAGAAGCUUAGUGUGAACACCAGAAACUAUGAGUGGGGCUCCGGCAAAGUGUUGGAGCUGCAAAGUCUCUCCAUGCAAGGACUCAAAGAACUGCAAACGUUGGACUUGAGUGAUAACAAUAUUCGUGCGCUGCCGGAUGGCUUUCUGUGUCCGCUCACAAGCUUGAAAGUGCUGAAUCUGACCAACAAUCGGAUUCGUUCCACCGAGAGCCUCGGGCUAAACGGGAAAACGUGCAGUGGUGGAUCGGAAAUCCAAACGCUGAAUCUCAGCUUCAACGAAAUUAUGAAAAUCCCGGAAAACUGGGGAGUGUCACGAUUGCGACGGCUGCAGCAUCUCAAUCUAGAGUAUAACAAUAUUUCCGAGAUCAACGGUGAGGCGCUGGCUGGUUUGAGUUCACUCCGAACUUUGAAUCUGAGCUACAAUCAUCUCGAAACGCUGCCGGGUGGAUUAUUGGUGGGCUCUCGUGAACUACGUGAAAUUCACCUGCAGGGAAACCAACUGUACGAGCUGCCCCGUGGCUUGUUCCAUCGUCUUGAGCAGCUACUGGUGCUCGAUUUGUCUCGCAACCAACUGUCCUCGCAUCACGUCGAUAACGGAACAUUCUCCGGUUUGAUUCGCCUGGUGGUUUUAAAUCUGGCCCACAAUGCGCUCACCCGAAUCGACAGCAAGACGUUCAAAGAGCUCUAUUUUCUGCAAAUUUUGGACCUUCGCAACAACUCAAUCGGGUACAUCGAAGACAAUGCUUUCCUACCGUUGUACAAUUUGCAUACGCUCAAUCUGGCCGAAAAUCGUCUGCACACCCUGGACGAUCGUCUAUUCAACGGACUGUACGUGCUUUCGAAGCUCACCCUGAACAACAAUCUGAUCAGCAUUGUCGAAAGGAACGUAUUCAAAAAUUGUUCCGACCUAAAGGAACUGGAUCUGAGCUCGAAUCAGCUCACCGAAGUGCCCCACGCGAUUCGUGAUCUAUCGGUGCUGCGGGCACUCGAUCUAGGCGAAAAUCAGAUAACCUACAUCGAGAACGGAACGUUCACAAAUUUGAACCAACUCACCGGACUGCGGAUGAUCGACAACCAAAUUGAAAACAUAACCGCUGGUAUGUUCAACGAUUUGCCCCGGCUGAGUGUGCUCAAUCUGGCGAAAAACCGUGUGCAGAAUAUCGAGCGGGGAUCGUUCGAUAAUAAUCUCGAUAUCGAGGCGAUAAGGCUGGAUGGAAACUUCCUCACCGACAUAAAUGGAAUUUUCGCCACCCUCUCGUCACUGCUGUGGUUAAACCUGGCGGAGAAUCAUCUCGUGUGGUUUGACUACGCUUUCAUCCCGAGCAAUCUCAAGUGGUUGGACAUCCAUGGCAAUUAUAUCGAGUCGCUGGGUAAUUACUACAAAAUUCAGGAGGAAAUCAAAGUGAAAACGCUGGACGCCAGCCAUAACCGGCUUACCGAUAUUGGCCCGAUGAAUGUUCCGAACAGCGUCGAGCUGCUAUUUAUCAACGAUAACCACAUCGGCACCAUCCAUGCCAACACCUUCAUCGAUAAAAUUAAUUUGGCGCGCGUUGAUCUGUACGCUAAUUCGUUGAAAAAGCUGCAGCUGCACCAGCUCCGCGUUGCACCCCAGCCAGCCGAUAAACCACUGCCGGAGUUUUAUCUCGGAGGCAAUCCGUUCGAGUGCGAUUGUUCGAUGGAGUGGAUGCAGCGGGUGAACAAUCUGACAGCCCGGCAGCAUCCCAAAAUCAUGGAUCUUCCCAACGUGGAGUGCAUCAUGCCGCACGCCCGUGGAUCCCCGAUCCGUCCGAUCGUUUCCCUCAAGCCAAAGGACUUUCUGUGUAAAUACGAAACGCACUGUUUUGCCUUGUGCCAUUGCUGCGAUUUCGACGCGUGUGAUUGCGAGAUGACUUGUCCGAACAAUUGUACGUGCUAUCAUGACCAAACCUGGGGCACGAACGUUGUUGAUUGUGGUAACCAGCGGGCAACGCUUUCGAAACCGGUUCCGAUGGACGCUACCGAGGUUUACAUGGACGGUAAUGAUUAUCCGGAGUUGCAAAAUCAUGCGUUUAUCGGGAGGAAAAAUCUGAAAGUACUGUUCGCCAAUGCCAGCAAGAUUAUCACCAUUCAAAAUCGGACAUUCACUGGGCUCACCGCGCUCCAGGUGCUCCAUCUGGAAGAUAACGCCAUCCAGAAGAUUCACGGCUAUGAGUUUGAAAACCUGGGCCUGCUGAAGGAGCUGUAUCUGCAGAAUAACAUGAUUUCAGUGAUAGCUAACAACUCAUUCGCACCGCUGUACUCGCUGCAGGUGCUACGGAUCGAUGGCAACCGGCUGUCCACCAUUCCGAUGGCACAACUCCAGGCAACGCAGCUGCAGAGUUUGCAGGCGCUCUCACUCGGGCGUAAUUACUGGAGCUGUCGGUGUCGGUUUAUGCAAGAACUGACGUCGUUCGUGGCGGACAAUGCCGUUAUCAUUCAAGACAUGCAGGACAUUUACUGUGUUGAUGAUGGAAUCCAUCGAGAUCUGGAUUUCAAUGUGACCGCCACCUGCAGUGAUUACUAUGCUGGAAGUUCCGUGCUGCCGGAAAGACUCUCGGAAACGUACAUUUUUCUGUUGGCCGCGGCGCUCAUAAUCGCUUGUUUGCUAGUGUUUGCCCUGGUAAUGUUUAUUUUUCGUGAGCCACUGAGGUUUUGGCUGUUUUCACGGUAUGGGGUGCGAGUGUUUGGGCCACGGUGUGAAGAUUCGGAGAAGCUCUAUGAUGCCAUAUUCAUCUAUUCCGCCAAGGACGCCGAGUAUGUGGCGAGGAAUAUCGCCGCCGAGCUUGAGAAUGGUCGGCCUCCGUUGAGAUUGUGUUUGCAGCAUCGAGAUCUCUCGGAGGAUGCGACCCAUUUGCAGCUCCUAGAGGCAUCCCGGGCCUCGCGAAGAAUUGUGAUACUGUUGUCGAGAAAUUUCCUCCAAACCGAGUGGAGUCGCUGUGAGCUGCGUCGUGCGGUUCACGACGCUCUGCGUGGAAGGCCCCAUAAGCUGGUGGUGCUCGAAGAAGUUGGCGUGAUUCUGGAAGCGGAAAACGACGUCGAACUAGUUCCUUAUCUGAAAACAACCACUGUGAAUAGAAUCAAACGCAACGAUCGGCACUUUUGGGAGAAACUUCGGUACGCACUGCCAGUGGAAGCGCCCUAUCGGGGCAACAAUUACACGAUAGAUCAUCACGAGCGCGUGAAGCAAACUGCCAGUGCCGGUGUUAUGUUCCGCCAAGCACCUCCGGCCUACUGUCCGGAGAUUGACGAGGCUAAUUACUCGUCGGCGACAACCGCAACGCCAAGCCCUCGGCCGUCGCGACGGGGCAUGGUGGAGCUUCCCCAGCGGCCACCCAGUGAGCACAUCUACUCCAGCAUCGAUUCCGACUACAGCACGCUGGAGUGCGAAAACAUGGUUCCUGGAGUGCAUCGGCCCCAGACGUGGCGACCCGGUGGCAUCGGUGGGGGCAACGGUGGCGUCAUGUCUGGCCAAAAUACGGUUCCCCAUGGGCAUCAUGUGCAGGCAUAUCUUGUCUAGGGGCGGCUGAGAUCGACCAGUUCGAUGACGAGAAAGCGAAAACGAAAUAGUCAAGCAUUGUAAUAGUAUGUGUGUAAAUAUAUAUAGUUGUAUCAUAGCGCUAUUGGGAAAAGAAAUGAGUUGCUAAGUGAAUAUAAAUAGGAGAGCGAAGAAAAAGUGCUAAAUUAUGUAUAAAAUUGUAACGCGAAGUAUUGAGGCAAAAUACUACAAAACAAGUGAAGAUGAAGAGAAAACUAUUUGUGAUAUUGUAUUUGAUAAGUUUUAAUUAUAAUUCAAAAAAGAAGGAAUGAAAACAAAAUGUCAGCUGAUAUAGUUUGAAAUAUGCCACAAAUAUACAGAAAAAAAAACGCUCCAAAAACUACUGUAACUAUUAGCUACUAAUAUAUAUCAACAUAUAUCAUACACAGAAAUACAACCGAAAGAUGAAGCGAGGAGCCCUUGAGAACACUUGUAUUUUUAAUUAUCCUCUCGAAAAACAUCAAUAGCUACAAACAGAAAAAAAACACACAAAAAUCCGAAUCCGAAGGAGAAAAUGUUGCAUUUUACGAAAGGAAAAAAAAAACAGUUUCAAAAACACCACAUUACAAGCUUGAAUCAAAACUAUUGGCAUGUUUUAUGUUACUUCAUUAAGUUUGUGAAUAUAUUUUGGCAACACUUGUCGGAGUUUGCGAAAGCAGUGGAAAGUGAACAAAUUUGUAAAGCUAAUCCCGUAGUUGUUCGUGUCCGUGUAGUUCCCCUGUAAUUAUUAUUUAAAUUAUUUAUUGCUAUUUAACCGAGGAUUCGCCAAUUCCUAUCCGCAGAGGUGUGUGUGUGUGUACAGGAGACGGAAGAGCUAACCGCGUUGUUGGUUCUCAAUGUUUAGAGCUUUUGUUAUGGCGCAAAGCAGGAAAAGCGAUGCCGCAGAAAAUAAAAAAAACGGACUGAUAUGAGCGAAUAUUAGGUGUUAAUUAUGCAUGACGAGCGCGCAAGCUGUGUAUAGUGCGAGGAAAGAUUGAAACGGUUGUUUUUUUUGUGUAAAUAUCAACGCGCCUAUUGGGAAAAAGUCUACAAAUACGAGAGAACGCAACUAUGUAAAAUGUAUUAAUGCUAAGAACGAACUAAAACAAAAGAACUUAUCAUUAAACACAACACAACACAUGGAAUAGAUAGUAAGAGAGAGUAAACGAACAGAGCAAAUCGUGUGACCAGACUGAUUAAUUAAAAUGUUACACCAUACCUGUGCACGGGGAGCGGGGCGGGGGCAGGGGGAAAAUU
This is a messenger RNA of Toxorhynchites rutilus septentrionalis, 5847 nucleotides long. It is a transcript of the gene Toll-7, whose product is annotated as toll-like receptor 7. Gene Ontology annotation, biological process: signal transduction. Gene Ontology annotation, molecular function: protein binding. The transcript has a single exon. The coding region runs from base 742 to 4593 and encodes 1283 amino acids. The record is from RefSeq and is a predicted model, not a curated record. Lineage: Eukaryota; Metazoa; Arthropoda; Insecta; Diptera; Culicidae.